AAUGUGUACACAUUUUUCUCGCAAAUUCAGUAGUCGAAGACGUACCUUUUCAGGAGUAGCAGCGAAAAAUAUUCUUAAGAUAGUUUUUAAGUUUAAAAUCAUGUUGCAUAUAUGUGAAAAAUUGUAUUAAAUAAUUCGCCCUUUAUUAAAUAUAAUACUGUUCUUUGGAAACCUCAGUGAAUGUUAUUUAAUUGUAAAUGCACAUGCAAAAUUGCAUUCUCUUUUGUCUGCAAAUUUGUAUGUGCAUGUAUGUAUUUGAAAAAUUUAAGUCUAGUCUGUUAAGUUAAUUAAGAUAUUGUUGAGUAGUUUAGGCAAAACUACUUUUUCUAACAAGUUUAGACAGUUCUUAUACACAAAUUUUUUGAUAUGUAUACAUAUGAAAUAUGAAUACUCUAUUUACCCAUAUACCCCUUGGAAUAAUCAAUGCCCCCAACGAAUACAGACAAUGCAAAUCUACGACCAUACACUAUACCAAAUAUAUUAUAUUAAUAUUUAUACGCCUUUACACAAAAAGCUCAUGUAUAUCGAAUAUAAUACUAUUUUUGCAGGAACUUCGAAUGUGAUGAAAACUAUACCUAAAGUCUUUUUUAUAUCUUUCUUCUUUUCCUAUAAAACAUUUAAUACUUAAUAUGUAUUUCACAAUUUACAUAUAUUCUUAUUUUAGGUGCUUACAAUGACAUGGAUAUAUAAUUUUUCAUUACAGGAAUUUGAGUACAGAAAUCGUAAGAUGGUCCUGUCUGCAAAGCUAAUAUACUCCUCUAUUCAAGUUCAUCCUAUAUCUAAUACGUACAUACGUCCGUUUGCUUUUCCGUCCGUUUGUUUGUCCGUCCGUUUGUUUGUCUGUCCGUUGGUUUGUCCGUCCGUUUGUUUGUCCGUCCGUUUGUUUGUCGUUUGUUUACCCGUCCGUCUGUUUAUUUGUCAGUCUGUGUACUUAUAUGUUGCUUUUGUUGCAGUUGUGUCUGGUUUCCUUGCCACCUAUUCAAACCCUUCUGAGAUCUUAAACUUGUUAUAUGCAUAAAUAUGGUAAAUUCUUUCUAUGAAUAAUCUUUAUAUUUACAGAUUAACUGCACCCGCAAAACCGGAUGACGUUGCAAUUUAUUUGUAACAUUUAAAAUUAAAUCAAACAUUUAAAGAAUGUUUAAUUUAAUUUACAAUGAACUCAUUUAACACUGGGCCUAUAAUUUUAGUAGGGGUUAAGCCUUAUAAACCUUAUAUGUGCCAAGUUGUUAAAUAUUCAUAACUUUUAGGGAAAGUCUCAUCUCAAUGAUAGUACGCAAAAAACAAGCUAAAAUGAAAUAGGUGAUUCGGAGUUUUACAGGAAAGGCGGCAUAUGAGAAAAGAUACUUUUAUUGAAAUGACACCUAAUGACAAACGAAAAAGAGAUUAUUUCUGUGUUUUUGCAAAUGCCCAUCUCUUGGGUUAAGGAUCAAUGGUAAUGAUUAUAAAUUACAGUUUUAAAAAUAUGCAUCGGAUACAUGACGACGAGUAUUCCGAUGAUGCGAAGGAAUCGGACUUCAAGGGUUCGAUUCAGAAGGAGAUAUCAGUGAAGUCGAGACACCAAAUUUCCAUACCGGACAUAUGCUCAGAUGCUGUUAAGAACAAUUGCUUUCCGCCGACUGGCUUUCUCAAUAGCUCGAUCGCCUUUGCCUCACAUGUUGUUAAGUGCAGCUCACCGGCCUCGAGCAUCGAGGAAUCCUCAACGGCGGCCCAGCAGCACGAAUCCAAUCCCCACAUGCACAUGCAGGGUCAGCAUAUGAUGGCUCCCGUUCCCGAUCUGGGCUUCUACAAUGUGCCCGAGUUCAUAUCCGAGCAGGAGAAGCUCAUGUUCUCCGACGCGGAGAGGUUCAUGCGGUCGAAGGAUAAUGAGGUGUGCAACAAUGAUUUCAGCUAUAUGCACGAUGAGUUCGCCAUGCGCAAGUACUAUCAUCCGUUAUUUGCUCAUGGCAUAUGCCGCUGGCCUGGUUGCGAAAUGGAUUUGGAGGACAUCACAUCGUUUGUCAAGCAUCUGAAUACGGAACAUGGUUUGGACGAUCGAUCAACUGCACAGGCUCGGGUUCAAAUGCAAGUUGUCUCCCAGCUGGAAUCGCACCUUCAAAAGGAAAGAGAUCGCUUGCAGGCAAUGAUGCAUCACUUGUAUUUGUCCAAGCAACUUUUGUCACCCACCAAAAUCGAUAGGAAGGACGUGCCCGGAAGAGAGGGAAAGUUUUGCCGGAGUCCGCUUACCGUGAAUAGCAUAGGCCGACCCAUCCGCCAAACAAACUCACCGAGUCCUCUGAAUCUUCCAAUGGUUAAUUCCACCAACUUGUGCUCGAUCAAAAAGAGAAACCACGACAAAAAUACAUUUUCCAUAAAUGGGGGAUUACCCUAUAUGCUUGAAAGAGCCGGUCUUGAUGUGCAACAGGAAAUCCAUCGAAACAGAGAGUUCUAUAAGAAUGCUGAUGUACGACCGCCUUUUACUUAUGCUUCCCUCAUAAGACAGGCUAUAAUUGACUCGCCUGACAAGCAGUUAACCCUAAACGAAAUCUACAACUGGUUCCAAAACACAUUUUGCUACUUCCGACGCAACGCAGCUACGUGGAAGAAUGCGAUUCGUACGAACCUUUCCUUACACAAGUGCUUUGUACGUUAUGAAGAUGACUUUGGCUCGUUUUGGAUGGUCGACGAUAAUGAGUUUGUCAAAAGGCGGCACUUGUCGAGAGGGAGACCCCGGAAAUAUGAACCGUCCUCCUCCCCAAAUUCAUGCCAAUCCGGCAAUGGUGUGCCCACUGAUAAGAAUCCCUGCGACAAUUGUACGCAACAUUGCACUAGUUUGCCACCGGGGGCUGAUAAUCCUUUAGAUUCCAAUAAUCCAAAUGAUUUAGGCAGAAUUGGUUGUCUUCCCUAUUGCGGUAGUGAUGGUUUAAGUAAGGCGUCCAAGGACUAUAGCAACAUGGAUUCGGGUAUGGUCGAAAGUAACAGCCAUUUGGCAAUCGAUGAAUAUUCUACUAAUAUGUACGAGAGUAGUGCCAAUGAGCACAAUCGAUAAAUAUAUCAUUAACUAUACAUAUAUUUAGAUGCAUUGUCGAGUAAUCUGCGUUUGGUAAGAAGGUUCGGAUUCGGAAAUUAUAUCUGUACAUACACAUGGUUCUAUGUAUAAUUUCCCUAAUAGAAAUGAAAAAAUACUUUUAAAAUAAAUUACACUAAUGCUAUAAAAUAAACGGAAAAACUACGUUCAAUUAUUAAAGCAAAAUUAAUGUGUUUAAAUUUGCUUUAAUAAAUCCACUUAUAACACGACUUUAAUAUACGAGUGCUACAUAUACAUAUGAAUAUUUUCACUUUUCAGCAAGGGAGAAAAAGUUUUAACAAAACUGUUUUAAAAAGUCCAAUAUGGUUUUUUUUUAAGAGAUUACUUUCAGGUAUACCUUCUGUUGAAAAUCUAGACCCUGGAGAGCUUUAGAUUUGGAAAUUCCUUAGUAAACGUAUAUGCUUUUCUGCUGACUUAUCUAAUUAUUUCCUUUUAAUUUUAGGUAAUCUAAGUGACCUGAAUAAAUUCCUCAUAUUUACAACAAAA
Messenger RNA from Drosophila simulans, 3550 nucleotides. It is a transcript of the gene FoxP, whose product is annotated as forkhead box protein P1. The coding region runs from base 1430 to 3025 and encodes 531 amino acids. The transcript is spliced from 7 exons. The record is from RefSeq and is a predicted model, not a curated record. NCBI's taxonomy places the organism in Eukaryota, Metazoa, Arthropoda, Insecta, Diptera, Drosophilidae. Gene Ontology annotation, molecular function: DNA-binding transcription factor activity, RNA polymerase II-specific; RNA polymerase II cis-regulatory region sequence-specific DNA binding. Gene Ontology annotation, cellular component: nucleus. Gene Ontology annotation, biological process: regulation of transcription by RNA polymerase II.